AUGGCUUACCAGUUUCCAAAACGCAUUCUGGAAGAAGGAGCUGAGACCCAGAUUGAUAAGAUUAACAAUACGUGUAGGCGUCGGACGUUGGAUAUGGUGAGGAGUGUUCUCAAGGAUGAGUAUGAGGAAGUUUUGCAAGACCCGGUCUUUGGUCCGAUUCUGGCAAUCCUAGAGAACAAGCUCCUGUACUCAGGGAAGAUUAUUCACAGCUUCAUAUGCAAGCAACUCAAGGUUUCCAAGCUUCACGAGCUGUGGUUUGUAUUCGCAAGGAGGCCUCUUAGGUUUUCACAGCAAGAAUUUUAUGCUGUGACUGGACUCAAGUUCAAGGAUGAACCUGACAUAGACUUUGAAGAUUGGGAGGAUGAUAAGGGGUUCUGGAGCAGGGUUUUGAAGCAGAACAAGAAGAUCAGCUUAUUGAGUAUAAGGACUGAGCAUCUUGAAGUCUGUAACAAGUGGACGUAUGUGGACAGGGUGAGGCUAGUGUAUCUUUGUAUUAUCCAAGGAUACCUCAUAGCUAAAGAUGAUAGAGUUUCUAUCCCUCUAGAAUAUAUUCGCUUGGUGAUGGAUUUUGGUAAGAUGAGGAUGUUUCCUUGGGGUCUUCACGCAUAUGAUGAGCUGAUUGAUUCAAUACGCAAAGCAACAAAAGAUCUACAUUUGAAGAACAGUUACGUGUUGGAUGGAUUCUCCAUUGCGUUUCAGAUAUGGGUUAUGGAGGCAAUCCCCGACAUUGGUACUAUGGUGGGUCAAAAGCUCAACAAAAACAUUACCAAAGUGAGAUGUAGGAAUUGGAAAGGAAGUGGGAAAGUGUCUUAUGAAGAUAUCAGUAGCCUAGAGUCGCACUUCGAUAAGGGAGAGUUGUUCCCUUUUAUAUCUGCUUCUGGGAACUCGGAUUUGAUUGAUAGUGAUCAGUUCUUCAGGGAAGAUGAGAAGCAUGACGAAAGAGUUGGACGUAUUGUUGCUCUGAUCAAUGCCAAACAAGAUUGGUCAGAAUUCGACUGGGAAGUUCACGCUUUGCCUCGAAGUGUGGAGCUGUCUGAUUCAGAAGAGGGUGUUGAUGUUGGAGAUGUCACAGAAACCCAUGUGGAGGAACCGUCACUUGUAGAGGAACCGGCUGUUGUUGCAAGAAGGGGCAAGCGUAAGGUAAAUGAUCGUGGUGCCGAGACCCGAAAGAAACAAUUGCUUUGUCAACGGGCGGCUGAACAUAACAGUGGUAUCUCCGGUCAGAUGAAGACUUUCAUUGAAGGAUUAUUCACCUCUUUAAAAGAGGUGGUGCAGAAAGACAUCCAAGAGCGUUUUGACAAGGUCGACAAAGAGAUGGCUCAACUCAAGGAAGUGGUGUCUAAGAUCUUGGGUCCGUCAGAUACAAUGGGAAAAGAAAGAGCCACUGACAUUCUGUGUCCUUCAGCAACAAUGGAGAAAGACCAAUUCCGAGAAACAUCACAGAGUCUGUCGCCUUUAGCAGCAAAGGAAAAAGGCAAAGGCAAGGCAGAUGAGACUGGAGUUCCUCCUACGGUUCGUCGUAGCCCUCGGCCAAGAAAGGAGAUUGAAACUGAUGAUAUGUUGGAUUUUUUGAAAAAUCUGUCACAAUCAUCGAAAAAUAAAGAUAUGGGGACCCAAGAGUAUUUACAAGACGCUGUGGGUAACCUUUCUCAAGCAUCACAUGUUAGAGGUUUCGAUCCCUCACAAAAAAGCUCAGCUGAAGAAGCCGUAGAAAUUAGUACUCCUUUAUCAUCAUCUAAGCCUGCGGAUUACAAAACACUCAGUCUCAAAGAUACAGACUUACAUGAGGACCGGGUGAACGACAUAGAUUAUUCAUUAGUUUUUGUCCCUGAGGACUCAUGGGUAAAAUUAAGGGAGUGGUGUUCAACUUCCAAACAGCACCUCAAAAUUGGACCUUCUGUCUACACAAGUGAGUUAGCAAAACGUGUAAUGGGACCUGCAGUGUGGCUAAAGAACGAUGAAAUUGAUGCUAUGUUGUACUUAUUUCGCGAGAGAACUUCUUUGGGACGAUGGAAUCAAUCCAAAGUAGCCUUCAUGAGCUGCAUAUUCAGUAAUCAAAUGAAGAAUUCUUACAUAGAUUUCAAGAAAGACAGGAAAGGUUUCAAAGUGCAAGGACUGCUCCACCAGUACGGAAUUGGUGAACUUCCUGCACACGGACGAACAGGACUAAUGUGGGAUCUCGAUGUGAGUCGCAUGUACGUGCCUCUUCUUGUUCACGGUAACCACUGGAUCUCUAUGUGUGUGAACUUUGUUACUCGUUCAAUAGAGGUCUUUGACUGUGGAGGAAUGAAACACAACAAGGACUUGGAGCCAUUUGCACAUCUCAUCCCUAGAAUUGUCAAAGCUGUGCAGUCUUCGAAGAGUAAACUAAUCGUCAAGCCAUAUGAUGUCACUUACGCCCCAAUGCCCUUCCUAAACAAGACUAGCAGUGAUUGUGGAGUAUAUGCGCUGAAACACAUUGAAUGCCAUCUUCUAGGCAUGGACUUAUCAUUAGUGAAUGACGACAACAUUCGUGAAGCUCGCCUCAAGAUUGCGUGA
Molecule: messenger RNA, 2538 nt
Organism: Brassica rapa (field mustard)
Lineage: Eukaryota; Viridiplantae; Streptophyta; Magnoliopsida; Brassicales; Brassicaceae
Biological process (GO): proteolysis
Molecular function (GO): cysteine-type peptidase activity
Source: RefSeq, a predicted model, not a curated record